GUAGAAUAUGCUAAUAAAGAGUUAGUUGCAUAUUUCGAAUAUUCGUCGAUAGGGGAUGGUUUUCGGGAAUAGUCAGCCUAUUUUAAGGCUGAGUGCGCUCUGCCGUCCUGGUGUAUGUUUUCUGAGUAAAAGACGUCAGACUGCCCCGAUGGCGACUCAUGGCUGCACUGUUAUCAGAAGCAAGUCUACCAUUCUAGCAAAUUAUGACCGGCCGAUUUUAAGUUUCAAGCGAUAUAUGUCUUAUCCGCCUCACCUAGUGGUCAAACUGCCAAACUUGUCUCCUACUAUGGAAACUGGAACGGUUAUAAGCUGGGCAAAGAACGAAGGUGAUGAGGUUACAGAAGGAGAUUUACUUGCGGAAAUUGAGACAGACAAAGCAACCAUGUCAUUCGAUGCCAGUGAGUCUGGAUAUCUUGCAAAGAUUUUAGCUCCUGCUGGAAGUAAAGAUAUACCUGUCGGGACAAAACUGUGUAUUAUAGUUCAGGAAGAAGGUGCCGUCUCAGCUUUCAAGGAUUAUGUUGCUGAACCUCCAGACCAAGCUUCUGCUUCGAAAGCUAAAGAAGGCAUUGAUUCUUCUUCCUCUCCUCCUCAACAACAGCAACCUGUUGUCACACCUAUACCUGCUGUUUCCACUCCUACAACAACAAAAACGUCAGGAGGACGAGUCGUUGCCUCUCCUUAUGCUCGUCUUCUAGCUGCUGAAAAAGGAAUUGACUUGUCACGUGUAACUGGUACUGGAAUGAAUGGAAUGAUACGAUCAACCGACUUGAGUACUGCGCCUACUACUGCUGCGUCAACUACAACGGCAGGUGGUCCAAUUGUGGCAGAUGGAAAAUUCGAAGAUAUCAGUAUCACGAAUAUGCGAUCGGUAAUUGCUAAACGGCUAACAGAAUCAAAGCGUACUAUUCCACACUAUUAUUUAACAAUGGAUAUUCAAUUAGAUGAAAUUCUAGAAAUGCGCUCUAAGAUCAAUGCGAAUUUGGCUAAACUUGGAGAUACUACAAAAUCUGAAGAAAUCAAAACAAAAAUUAGUCUAAAUGAUAUUAUCAUUAAGGCAGCGUCAUUAACAUGUCUAAAAGUACCGGAAUGUAAUUCAUCUUGGCAAGGUGAUUUUAUCCGACAGUAUCAUACUGUUGAUGUUAGUGUGGCUGUAGCUGUUCCCGCUGGACUUAUCACCCCGAUAAUAUUUUCUGCGGAUAAAAAGGGUCUAGUACAAAUCAACAAUGAAAUGAGAACGUUAGUUGCCAAAGCGAAACAGAAUAAAUUACAACCUCAAGAAUAUCAGGGUGGAACAUUUUCAAUUUCGAAUUUGGGCAUGUUUGGCAUUUCUAACUUCAGUGCUGUAAUCAACCCGCCUCAAGCAUGUAUUCUUGCGGUAGGCAGUACAAGGCCUCUUCUAUUGCCAGAUAGCAGCAAUUCUAGAGGAUUUAAACAAUCUAAUGUUCUAUCAGUAACACUCUGCUGUGAUCAUCGUGUUGUUGAUGGAGCUGUGGGUGCUACCUGGCUUAGUGAAUUCAAAAACAUCUUGGAGCAUCCUGCACUUAUGCUUAUAUAAUUGGUACUAUGUCAGUUUUCGUUUCGACCUCAGUUAUGAGUAUCUUCGUCGACACACACACACACACACACACAGAAAGUUAAAACACCCGACUGUCUGGGACAAACGAGGUCAAUAUACAAGAUCGUACUACAUUAAAUCAUACUAGUUAUUAUUAGAAUCUUUUCUUGUGCACACUUACUUAUCUAUUUGAAUGCUUUAGCGGAAAUAAACUUUUAGCCAAGCUGGAAAUUAACGACAAUAAAUGGAUAUUUAUGUGUGGCGGGAAGGUUAGAUGGAACUCUGAACGAAGUAUGCAUAUACAACGUCAACAUUGACUGAUCAAUCAAUACAUACACUUCUUUAGUGGUGUACUUCUCCAAUACAAGAGGAGCUUGGUGAAAUGUUCUAGCAUACUGUACCACAACUGUUUGUUAUGAUGAUGCUAUAGAAGAAGAGUUCGCCACCAUCCGUGAUGACCUGCUUAGUCGGAAUGGCUGGCUAUUCAGAAAAAGUUUGUAAAUAAGCAUAUAAAUUUAGUGUCAACGACAGUGUAAUGCAAGCAAUAACACUAACACUGUACCUGUCGCACAAAAAGUGGCUAUCGUUGCUCGGCGGUGUAGUUGAUAACUUUCUGGCGUUUGAAUCGAUCGCUUCCGAGUCCGAAUCCCAGUGGGAAUAAUAUCACUCACUGGAAGGCAGGUACAUUCAGCUGACGAGUUCCAAAUAGGAGGAAAUACCAAUUCUGGAUUCCACUGCCAGCCACUACUCAUCGUUAAUAUACAUAAGCAUAUGAAUGUCACAAAGGAAAUCUUUUUCAAGUUGGAAUUCAAGAGUCAUAUUUUUAGUAAUAUCAUCAUAUAACACACAAAAAAAAGCCUUCCCAGCCACUAAAUCACUAAGCUACUGCUUUACAAUACGUUCUAAUUUGUGAUUCAUGUAUUUGUAUAUAGCAAGACAAUAUUUUAUACCAGAUUCAUAUCUAGUAGAUGUUAUACACACAGGAGACGUAGCCACAGUUAUGAAUGCAUAGGCUGAAAAUAAGUAUCUUUAUUAUCAUGGUGUUUCACAUUUACUUUAUAACUAAUUUAGACUGAGAUUCGUUCCAUUUCCUUCUUCCUCUUCUUCUUCUCCUUUGCCUUCUUCUUCUUCUUUGCCUUCUUCUUCGUCGAAUUAUUAUUAUUAAAACGCAUAAGAAUGCGAAUAACUCGAUUUUAAUUAAACACUUUGGUUAAAAAUACUCACUGUUAUUGUAAUGUUUAUGCAUAUUUUUGUUCUUUUCUAGAAUAUCAGUCCAUGGUCACAUCAGCAAUACAUUCCUUAGAUUAGUAUAUCUAUUAUUAUACAUCGAGUAUAUACUCCUUUACAACAUUUUGAAUGGUAUUAUUAUAAAAUGUAAAGAAUAUAGAUCAGGAGAAUAUUUUACAUUGUU
Messenger RNA from Heterobilharzia americana, 2966 nucleotides. The record is from the annotation of a GenBank genome assembly. Lineage: Eukaryota; Metazoa; Platyhelminthes; Trematoda; Strigeidida; Schistosomatidae.